Molecule: messenger RNA, 1299 nt
Organism: Fusarium musae
Lineage: Eukaryota; Fungi; Ascomycota; Sordariomycetes; Hypocreales; Nectriaceae
Exons: 4
Coding region: 1-1299 (432 amino acids)
Biological process (GO): proteolysis
Cellular component (GO): fungal-type vacuole
Molecular function (GO): aspartic-type endopeptidase activity
Source: RefSeq, a predicted model, not a curated record
AUGUGCCCUUCUUUCGCGGCCGUGGCUGGCAAUCAAGUUGCUCAGACACACUGGGAUCUUUCAACUUCACUCAACGGCUUCUCCUUCGAAAGAGCCAGAGCCAUCUCCGCCAAAACCAUUGAUCGCACCGGUGUUCGCAUGUCACGACUCAAGAGCCUCAAGCACAAGACUGGCUCCCAUCCGAGAUCUGCUCUCUCCCAUCUCACACGAACUCAUCUCGCAGCUGCCGGGAAGGGUACCGUCCCUCACCAAAACAUUUCUGCUGUCGGGAGCUUCUCCACUGCGUACGCUAUCCAGUGCACCUGGGACGACACCCCGGUUUGGCUCAUCUUCGACACUGGAAGCUCUGACACAUGGGCUGCCAAGACUGGAUUCACCUGUGAGGAUGCAUCAGGCAACUUGAGAAAAACCCAAUCUCCAUGCAGUUUCGGCCAACCUCAUAUCGAGAACUUCCUUCAUGAUAUCUCCGAAGUCUACUUCCAUCGCCGUUAUGGCUCUGGGGAGGAUGUAUCAGGGCCCAUGGGAGUCUCUGAUAUCGCUUGUGGUGGGAUUUUGGUCCCCAAACAACAAGUCGGCUUGGCCAGCAGAGCCUAUUGGCGUGGUGACAACACCACUGUUGGUAUUUUAGGCCUUGCCUAUCCAUCUCUAACAAGCGCCUACCUCGGUGACCCCAACGACACUUCCGAUGAAUCUGAAUGGAACAACUACCCUUACUCGCCUUGGUUUACCACAGCUAUCUCAAAAGGCGUGGUCGAUCCUGUCUUCAGCGUUUCUAUUGAAAGAAACACCAGUGAUGGCGUCCUGGCUUGGGUUAAUCCUGCAGCGAGAGUGUUUAACGCCAAGCUCGUUGAGCGUGAGAAGACUGGCUGGGAGCCCUCUUUCUACACCAUCAUUCCUGAUGGCUUACAAUGGGGAACCACUACAGACACUGCAAAAUAUCCCUACAUCGUCGACACUGGGACCACAAUGAUGCAUAUUCCCCCUCCUCUAAAAGCCCUGGCUGAAGCCAUUGCCAAAGCUUUCCAGCCUCCAGCCACGUGGAUGUUUGAGUGGAGUGCCUACUUUGUCGACUGCAACGCCAUCCCUCCCCAUUUUGCAGUCAUCAUCAAAGGGGUUCGGUUCUGGAUCAACCCAGCUGAUUUGAUCUAUCAGGAUUUCACGGAACCGGUGACUGGGAAAUGUGCAAUCGCAAUUUCGACGGGAGGAUCUGGGCCAUAUAUUUUGGGGGAUCUGUUCUUGCAGAACGUUGUGGCUCUCUUUGAUGUGGGUGGUGCAGAGAUGCGUUUCUACUCCAAAUAG